Molecule: messenger RNA, 895 nt
Organism: Fusarium verticillioides 7600
Lineage: Eukaryota; Fungi; Ascomycota; Sordariomycetes; Hypocreales; Nectriaceae
Exons: 2
Coding region: 174-638 (154 amino acids)
Biological process (GO): protein autophosphorylation; phosphorelay signal transduction system
Molecular function (GO): histidine phosphotransfer kinase activity; phosphorelay sensor kinase activity
Source: RefSeq, a predicted model, not a curated record
CAACCCUCGAAUGCUACGACAACAAAGAUCAAGAGGCCGCCACUCGUUCAAUCUCACUCAUUUUCAUUGUCUCUCAUCUCUGUCUCAUCUAGCAUUAAGCUUUGUCUACAAAUCUUGAUUCAACACGGACCCCCCCGUCUGAUCACAGUCCACGGAUAUAUACACCAGCGAAGAUGAUUAAAACAGACAAUAAAGUGUCAGACACUUCUGCGCAAACAGUCCCCCCACCAGGAGGUGCUGAAGAAUCAUGGGAUCACGACGCCAAGUACCUUUUAGUCGACGACAACAAAGUCAACAUGAAAGUGAUGAAGCUCCACUUCGAUAAACUCGGUCUCAAAUACAACAUCGCAUGGAACGGCCAAGAAGUCGUCGACCUGUACAAAGCGCACCCCGAACAAUGUAAAUUGAUCUUGCUCGAUAUUUCUAUGCCUGUCAUGGGCGGCAUGGAAGCUUCACUCCUUAUAAGACAGCAUGAGCGCGAGAACAAUCUUCAGCCUGUUAUCAUCAUGGGACUUAUGCCAGACCCUACAGAGAGCGAGACUCGGCGAAUGAUUGAUGAAUUUGGAAUGAACACCACGUUCAAGAAGCCGGUUAGAUUCAAGGGUCUUCGGGAGCUUGUUGAUAAUUGGCCCGUUUGAAGAGCGGGGAUCGCGGGAUAAUUGACUUUUAGGCGCGUAUGUCGUGCGGAGGGCGCGGAACACAAUCACUCAUUCAUUAUUCAUGGUAGCAAGUUUGCUUACGAUAAGCCUCAGAACAGAUAAUAGCCAUUGACUUAUGGGAUACAUGGUUCGGCAUCGAUCUCCGAAGAUAGCCGGUGCCUCGGAUUCCGUAAAAGUAUUACCUAUUUUACUAUAAUAUAAAAACUAAACUAAUAAUAACUACACUACAUUAAUAC